AUGAUAUUCAAGCGACUGUUCCAAAGCAGCAGCAGAAACAUUGCGUUUGCAUUCGACAUUGACGGUGUCUUACUUAGAGGAAGAGCUCCUAUUCCCGGUGCAAGCGAGGCCCUCCAGCUGUUGCAUAACAGCAAGGUACCAUUCAUUCUACUGACCAACGGCGGUGGCCAAUUGGAGGAGCAGCGAGCUAAUUUUAUCUCAAAGGCCUUGGACGUUCCCAUUUCACCCUUGCAAGUCAUCCUGAGCCAUAGUCCCUACAAAGGUCUAGUCAACAAGUAUGAAAGAAUCCUGGCGGUGGGAACUCCGUCUGUGAGAAAGGUAGCUGAAAGCUAUGGUUUCAAGGAUGUGGUCCACCAAACCGAUAUUCUCAGAUAUAGGAGAGACAUUGCUCCCUUUUCGGGACUCAGCACCGAGCAACUGCUAGAGUACUCGAAGGUGAUACCCGAUAUCGACAGCAAGAGAUUCGAUGCAGUGUUGGUGUUCAACGACCCCCACGAUUGGGGUGCUGAUAUUCAAAUCAUUUCGGAUGCAAUCAACAGCUCCAACGGCAUGUUGGACACGGUGAGGGACGAGCAAUCGAGCAAGCCCUCCAUACCCAUCUACUUCUCCAACCGGGACCUGCUCUGGGCCAAUAGCUACGAAUUGAACAGGUUUGGCCAGGGUGCGUUCCGCCAUCUCGUCAGGAAACUCUACUCCGAACUCAACGGCGGACUGGCGCUGGAAGACAACACCUUAGGCAAGCCAACGAAACUGACGUAUGAUUUCGCACACCAUGUGCUGAUAGACUGGAGGCAGAAGCUUCUAGCGGGUGACACAGCUUCUCAAGAACAGACACUGCCCGUCUUGGGACAGCCACCGGAGCAGAGUCCCUUCCACGAUGUCUACAUGGUCGGCGACAACCCGGCAAGCGACAUCAUCGGAGCCCAACAGUACGGCUGGAAGAGCUGCCUCGUCAGAACAGGCGUGUACAGGGACGGGGUGCCUCUGAACCAUGUCAAGCCCACCAUGAUCGUCAACGAUGUCUACGAAGCGGUCACCGCGGUGCUCGACGCCGGGUCCAAAUGA
This is a messenger RNA of Torulaspora globosa, 1065 nucleotides long. RefSeq lists its product as uncharacterized. Gene Ontology annotation, biological process: glycerophospholipid biosynthetic process. NCBI's taxonomy places the organism in Eukaryota, Fungi, Ascomycota, Saccharomycetes, Saccharomycetales, Saccharomycetaceae. The transcript has a single exon. Bases 1 to 1065 code for a protein of 354 amino acids. Gene Ontology annotation, cellular component: mitochondrion. The record is from RefSeq and is a predicted model, not a curated record.